Molecule: messenger RNA, 7549 nt
Organism: Neocloeon triangulifer
Lineage: Eukaryota; Metazoa; Arthropoda; Insecta; Ephemeroptera; Baetidae
Product: maternal protein tudor-like
Exons: 17
Coding region: 544-7440 (2298 amino acids)
Source: RefSeq, a predicted model, not a curated record
AAGCGUUUAGAGCAUGGCAUGAAGUAUGUGGUUCUUAUAACAUCUGGCCUUUGUAACUGUGCAAGUUCAAUUUAUGUGUGUGAAAACCUGCUAAGACUUGCGACGUUGCAACUUGCAUGGCGUGUAGUGUAAGGAGAGAAGAUCAGAAGAGCAGCCGAGCGCUGGAAUGCAAAAUCGCUUUCCAGUCUGCAGCAGCAGCGAGCAAGACUUUGGCGCGACCUUGGCAAGUUGCAACAGGCAAAACCGAAGGAAAGAAACGUUCAGCGUCCCUUGACAAAGAGCACCCGAAAAACCGACCAAUCGGAUCGCAUCUCGAAUUUUUAACAGCCAAUCGAACCGCUUUGUCCUUGGGCACUCGGUUUCCAGGCGAUUCGUCAUUCGAUUCAUCGCGUCACUUUUCCAUCACUUUUCUCAGAAAGAUUCGAACGUGAGGUCGUAUUCGAAUGGCUACUGCUGAAUCGCUGCGAAUUUUCUAAAGAAAAUUGGCCAAAAAGAAAUUCUCAAAGUUGCACAAACGACUAACCGAUGUUCUCGGUUGACUAAAUGACUAGUUACAAAAUGUCUUUGAGGAUAAACGAAAUGGACCGAAUCAUCAACUUUGAAGUUGACGGUCCAUUUGUCCUUGUUAGAGGUUACAAUGCGCAGAUUGUAACACAAGUCCAGGCUGUCUUGAGGCUACUCAAAGGGAAGCUGGACGGAGGGAACGAUGCAUUGGUGAACGCAGAAAGCCUCUAUCCAGGCAAAGUUCUAGGCUGCAUGUACAACAAUAACUGGUAUCGCUGUCAGGUCCGAGCUUGCACUGAUUUCCCUCGGAAUGGCCAUAUCAGUGUUGAAUUGAUGGACUUUGGUACUGAAGUCAGUCUUCCUCUAAGCCAUUUAAGAGAGCUCACUCCCUUCAACAGUGAUUCUCUUGCCCUGCCAGGCCAGCAUCAGAAAAUAUAUUUGCAAGGUCUGAUCAGCACCACCAGCUGGAACAUGGAAGCAUUGCACCGAGUCAAGGAGUUGAUGAAGAAUAGAAAUUGCGAGUUCCAAGUGCGCAAACUGUUCUCUGUGAAGAAUCGAGUUUUUGCAUCAGUUUACUUGAAUGGCACUAACUUGGCUGAGAUUUUGAUGAAAGAGAGGUGUGGAACAGUGGUUGACAGCUCGCAGCAAAGACUGAAAGCAGAAAGCUACUGGGCUGCUGAAAACAACCAACACUCCAAGGACGUUAUUAGCCCCUCUCCUGAUAUGUCUCCACCAAAUAUAUCCGUGGAUUAUUCAGUGCCCCUCUACCAGGCCUACAGUGACCCUAGCACAGGUUGCCCAAUGCAAGGAUCAAUUGCAAUGAACAUUGUUGCUAACCCUGUAAUGGUACCAGCACCUGCAGCGUAUGUGCCCCGCCAGCAGACAACUGCUGUGCCUCACAAUGGAAAGGAAGACAUUUACUCGCCUGCUUUACUGUCUCCCAACGAAAUUUAUAGUGUUACAAUCUCAUGUAUCGAGAAAGGCCCUGUUGCAUUUUACGUACAGUGCAAAACAAGGGCUGCCAUUCUAAAGGAAAUUGACAGAGGCUUGCGCGAGGCAAAGCUCAAUCCACUGCCUGUAGUUCGUGCUGGCCAGACUUGUGUUUUGAAAAUUGCUGAAAGCUUCUUCAGGGGAAUUAUUACUUCCUGCAAUAUUGAUUGUUCUGCAGUCUUUUUAGUUGAUAUUGGCUCUACCAAGACAGUCAACUAUGAAGACCUGUCCGAGCUGCCAUCACAAUUGCAUGCUCAUAGCCAGCAAGCUUUCAAGUUCUGCCUCUCGGGUCUGCUGACAAACCCAACCCUUAAAGACAACCCUGAAGUGAACCAAAAGUUUGCACAAAUUGCUGGAUCAUCGUCUUCUCUUAUGCUGGCUGUGGUCCCUCCAGAUGGUCCGCCAUUAUCGCAGUACUGCAACCUUAAAGUGGAUGGGAAGAACAUCCUCGAUUUGCUCUUGGAAGAAGCAAACAAACCCCUGGCAUACGAGACUCGCACUCUCUCAUCCAAAACGUCUUAUGAUGUGAUGGUUUCAUUUGUGGACAUUGAAUCAACUUCAAUGCCUUGGGAAUUUUAUGUGCAGUUGCUUUCAGAAUGUGACAGCAUUGAUGCAACUGUAUCUUCCCUAGAGUGUUACUGCUCUUCAGCCAACAUCCCUGAAGCAAGACAUUUGAAGCCAAAUAAUGCAGUGCUGGCGCAGUACCAGUUAGACGGGAAUUGGUACAGAGGCAUCAUCAAAAAGAUUGAAAGUGCAAAAGCAUCAGUCUUCUUCGUGGACUAUGGUAAUACAGAGGAAGUGCCUUUGAGCAAACUGAGAGCAACCAAUAGGACCAUCGUGAGCAACAAACCUGCUCAGGCCAUCAGAUGCAUUAUGGAUGGACUUGGCUCAAACAAGAAAGCAGCUGCCCUGUUCUUGAAAAUGAGUGAAGAUAAGAUCUUCAAUAUGACUGUUAUCUACAGAAUUGACUCUUGCAACGCACUCAAUGUAAGGUUGAUGGAAAAGGGGUGCACGACUGAUCUCAACGACAUCAUCAACUUGGAUCUUCUGCAUAAUACUUUGCAGCCAAAAGUAGUACCGAUGCAGGUUGAAAGUGUGCCUGAAAGUGCUAAAGAACGGCAACAGAUUAAAGUGAAGACAGCAAGCGAAAUCAAUGACGCUGCAAGAGUUUUUGCUGCAGACGAAAAAGUUAAGAAGCAAGCAAGUCAGCCUCUAUUCAUUCCACCUCAUGACAGAAAGAAGAGGAGAGAUUGGGAUGACCCUGGCAGCAACUUCUUAGCUGAUAAAACCAAUCCCAUUCAGCAUGAUGGUCGAACCAGCACUUGGCAGCCCUCGACUAGCCAGCUCAGUCCAGGCAGCAACUAUCAGCAAAAAAACUCAAACUCUUUCAACGAGUCUGAUAGAGUUGGGCUCAAAAGAUUUUCGGAUCAUAACAGAGAUGAUGGAGAAGUUAAGAGAUUUCACAGACCAGAUCAAUCGCCAAAACGAUGGCAGUCUGCCUUUGAAUGUGGUGAUAGCAAGGAUGGCAGGAAUGGAGCGUCCGGCAGUGGCUGGAACCAUAAUAGCAAGCCACAAGAGGGAAGAUACAAUACAAACAGACAAUUUGGUGCAAGGAAUGAUGACAGAGGAAGCAAUGGUGCCCAAAGAAACAACUCUAGAGACAGGCAGAGUCCGAGAGGCAUAAGAAAUUCUUCAGACAAUGUUGAUGGAUGCAACAAAAGUCGCAAAACCUUUGGUGGCUUUGGAGAUCAUGACUCGAGACGGAAUGAUUUUUUUGCAGGAGCCUCCCAGGAGAAAGGGAGGCAAAAUCAAAACUACACCAAGAAGUUUUCAGGAAGCACAAAUGAACAGAAUAGACCAUUCAACUGUGUGACACCUAAAGUAUCAUCAUUGGAAUCGUCUGAAAAUUGGGAGAAUCCUACAUUGGAAACACCGUCUACUUGUCUAAAAGUGGACCCCUUCCCAAUACAAAUUGGGCAAACGCUGCUGUCUGUCCUUGUCUUCACAACUAGCCCCUCAGACUUCUUCAUUCAGCCAACUGAGAAUGCCAUAAAAAUUGAUGAAAUGACGGCAGCUGCAACUUCAGACAUUAGCAAUGAUCUCAAUCACCCAGAGCUCAAUGAAGGCGAUUUUUGCUGGGCCAAGUUUGUUGAUGAUGGUGCCUGGUAUAGAGCUGUUGUCAAGGAAAAAUGUAACCAGAGGUACAAAGUGGCCUUUUUGGAUUACGGUAAUGUCAGUGAAGUUGACAAGAUGGAUGUCAGGACCUUGAAACCAGAGCAAGCAAAAUUGCCUGCACAAAGCAUCCACUGUGCUCUUCGUGGAACCAAAGAUUCCAAUUGGUCUAGUGAAGAGCUUGAAAUUUUUGAGACCUUGCUCUUGGACAAGGAGAUACAGGUUACAAUUGUGGCCAAAAUGAAGGAUAAAUUUAGUGUGACUAUGACGCUUGGUGACGAUUGUGUCAACACUAAGUUUGGUGCUUCACAAGAAUCUCUGCUUCCUCUUGGCUCCCUGCCUUUGGAAAUCAUUCCAGUUAGCACAAGAGUCAACGAUGUGACCUUCUCUUGGUUUACAAACCCAAGCAACUUCUUCUUGCAUCGUACUGGUAGUUGUGAAAACUUGAGAGACAAAAUUGACGUUCCCGAGGAAAGCUUUCCUCGCCUACCUCUUUUCAAGCCAACUGUAGGAUCAUUAGUGCACUUUAAUCUCCAGCAAAAGCUCUAUAGAGGCAAGAUUGUUGCAAUUAAGGACGGCAAGUGCAAAGUACAGCUCAUAGAUCAUGGAUGUAUCAAAAUUGCUCAACUGUCAGAGCUGAACGCUUUGCCAGAAGAAUUUGCUUCAUACCCUGUGCAGGCCAUUUUCUGUGGACUACAUGAUGUACAACCAGCAGAUGGAAAACCUUGGCCUAAAGCAGGAUCAAACAAGGAAUUUGACUGCAUUUUUAGUGAGUGUCGAGAAUUCAACAUCACUGUAAAAAAUAUUCUACCUGAUGGAAAACUGGAAGUUGAGCUGCAUAGAAUGGAUGGAAAUGAUGUUGUGGACCUACUGCGAAAGGGAGGCUUUGUUGCUGACAUAACACCUCAACCAUCUGAAGAUGCUGAGAAGCUCAUUCCUAAAGCCAAAUUGAAGGUGUUUGUCACAUUUUUUGAACACUACAGCAAGUUCUACGUACAAAAAGUGGCUGAUCAGAAGAAAAUUGAGGGCCUUCUUUCAACUCUGCAGAAGGUGGAAAGUGAAGGGUUGGAGCAAGUGGAAAUCAAUCAGCUUAUUCUAGCAAAAAAUGCUGAGGAUGAACUGUGGUACCGUUGCUCAGUGACAUCAUUGGAACCAGAAAUGUGUGGGCUCUUGGUUGAUUACGGAAAUGUUGUUUCCGUGAAAGAGGCCCGAAAACUACCAGAAGAGCUUGGAAAAAUACCUCCCUUUGCAACCUGCUGCUGCAUUCCUCUGUGUCUCUUACCACACUUUCAAACAGAGGCUGAAAAAUUGAUUGAGACUGAACUAUUCCGAGAAGAUGAAGCCCCCCUGGAAAUGGUGAUCGAGGCCCUUGCAAAUGAGUUUCUGGUUGUUGAUUUCAAGCUUGCUGGCAGCACCCUGAUUGAUAAAUUGUUUACCGAGGGCAUGUGCAUUCGCACCCUGUUUGAAGGUUAUGUAUCAAAUAUUCUGUCUUUGGAAGCCAUCGACUGUCAGAAUGCUGAAAACACCGCCAAGCUUGAAGCAAUUGGGGAAGCCCUGACAAAAGCUGAAGAAUUCCCUGUUGCGGAAAAUGUGCAAGUUGGAGACCAGCGUGCAGCCAAGUUUGCUGAUGACGGACUCUGGUACAGAGCAGAUGUGGUUGACAUUGAAGAUGGAAGGAUUGAGGUGAACUUCCGAGACUAUGGAAACUCUGCAGUUGUUACAGAUCUUAGAGUUUUGCCAGAGGAUCUGCAGAAUGUUGAACAACUGUGUCAGCUGGCACGAAUGAUAAAUUUACCUGAAAAUGAAAUGGUCAAAAAGAAAAUUAGGGAACUGCUCUCUGACGAAACCAUGCUAUUUGAAUUCCUCACUUUGAACCCAAGGGAGUACCCGCUAGGGGUAGUUAUUUUCAAAGACGGCAUUGACAUCAGAAAAGUUGCCAGCCCUGGACUGAACAUAAUGGCUGAAGAAUUUGUGCCAAUGAGCUUCACACCACCCAAAGACCUGUGUGACAUCGCAGUGUUUAUGGCUAGCAAAAAUCUUGAUGCACCCAUGGGAAUGGAUACUGAAACGGUGGAAGUAGAGAUGACUGAUGUCAUGGUUGCUGUGGAGCCUCCUAAGGAAAAUGAUGGUGAUAUAAAAACGGACAAAGAAUUGCCUCUCGAGGUUGAGAAAAACCAAUCUGAGGCGCUGCAAGAAAAUUCCGCUGAAGAGAAGCAAAAGCUAGAUGCUGAACAAGGAAUGGUGACUGAUGGAGUGACUGAAAUGGACACUGGAGAAGAGUCUGUCAAGGAGGUCCAGCAGCUUGGCCCUUUUGAAAUGAACAUUAAGGAGCAUUCCCAGGAACAGGAUAUGAAUGACAAAAAAGAUGUUACAUCGACUGAUGGAGUGGCUGAAUUGCAAAUUGUAGUAGAAUCUGAUAAGGAGGUCCAGCAGUUUGGCCCUCCUGAAAUUAGCAUUGAGGAGCAUUCUCAGGAACAGGAUAUGAAUGACAAAAAAGAUGUUACAUCGACUGAUGGAGUGGCUGAAUUGCAAAUUGUAGUAGAAUCUGAUAAGGAGGUCCAGCAGUUUGGCCCUCCUGAAAUUAGCAUUGAGGAGCGUUCCCAGGAACAGGAUCUGAUCUGCGAAAAAGAUGUUGCAUCGCAUGAAGCCGCUUCAAAGGAAAUUGAAACCUCGGAUGUGCAAAGUGAAGCUGUCAAGAGCAGCGAUGAGGAAGAGAAGAAUGUUGCUGGAGAACAGGAGGAAAAACCAAGUGCAACUGAGGAGGUCCUGGAACCAGCAUGCAAAAUCGAGAGUCAAAAUGUAAAGCCGUUGUCAGAAGAGAAAACUGAGUCUGAUGAUAUUCUUAAGGACAGCAAAGAAGUGACUAGUGAUGUUGAAAAAAAUGAUGGUGAAUUGAUGAUGCCCUCUGCUGUUGAGACCCAUGAGCAGCAGGAGGAAGAACAAACCAAAGAACACCUUUCCUGUGAGCCUAAAGUGCAGCCUGAACUGGGAUCCAAUUGUUCAGACAAGGAAAGAGAAGUUGGUGGAGAAGAUGUGCCGGCGGAGAUCUUCGCUGGAGAAGAAACUACUUUCAAAAAUGAUGAAAAUCAGUCCUUCAAGGAAGAAGAGUCAACAUUGAAAAUUGAUCUCGAAGAACCAUCAUUUGAGGUCACUGAGGAAGGUGGAGACGAAACACUGGUUGAGAAAGAAGGAAACAAGACUCAGUGCGAGGAGGAGGAUGCAUUUCAGUCAUGUGUGUCUGAAUUUCAUGUUGAUGAAUUGGAUGAAAGUGAGCUGAGUCAUGAGGCUGAAAAAUUGACUGGACUUGCCAAGAGCAUUGAAGUAGACACUCCAGUUAGUGCCGAGCAAGGAAUUGAUUUGGCUGCUGACGUUUUUGAGAAAUGCAAAGAAGAAAAUAGGAAUGAAGAGGAUCCUACACCUGUGGAGUUUGUCUUUCGAGAGCCACUGACUGUCCUUCCACCCCGUCCCCAAAUUGAUGAAGAAACCUCGAGUGUGCAUGGGUCAGACAUGUCAAUUGAUGACCUUGGUGACUGCCCCACUGUGAUUCUUCACAAUUUUGAGGACCAUCUCGAGGCUCAAGGUGGCAUGGAAGAUAAGGUCAGGCGUAUCCUUAAACGGCCUUUCCCUGUUGACCAGGAGGACCCUGCAGAUGACAACGAUGAGGCUAUUUCUAAGAAACCUAGCUUUGAUGACUGCUCCGAUAUUGGCAACAUAGUAGAAAAAUCCGAUGCUGCAACCAUAGAGAGUGAGGACAAAGAGGUGGACAAAGAAUGAUGUGAAAUUGAAAUAAUUGAUAACCCUUUUUGUCAUUGACUCAAGUCUUAAAAAUGCUCAAAUGUUUCCUUUUUUUCAGUUUUGCCAAUAAAGUAAUAAACAUUGUAAA